This is a messenger RNA of Prorocentrum cordatum, 264 nucleotides long. NCBI's taxonomy places the organism in Eukaryota, Dinophyceae, Prorocentrales, Prorocentraceae. The record is from the annotation of a GenBank genome assembly.
GUGGCCUCGCUGUCGCCGGCCAGCGGCGGCGGCGACACGCCGCCAGCCGCGGCCCGGGAGGACACGGUGCUUCUCUUCACAGUGGGCGACUGCGAGGAGGCCGAGCCGGCGCGGCUGGAGGACGAGUACGCGCUGGGGUGCAGGGUCGGCGAGGGCGCCUUCGGCCAGGUCUACGCCUGCAUCCGCCGCUGCGACGGCCACGAGCUCGCCGCCAAGGUGGUGCACACUGACCGCCUGAGCGAGCUCUCGCUGGCCCAGGCCUGA